Messenger RNA from Sabethes cyaneus, 6055 nucleotides. RefSeq names its product BTB/POZ domain-containing protein 7. Gene Ontology annotation, molecular function: protein binding. The record is from RefSeq and is a predicted model, not a curated record. Gene Ontology annotation, biological process: morphogenesis of a branching epithelium. NCBI's taxonomy places the organism in Eukaryota, Metazoa, Arthropoda, Insecta, Diptera, Culicidae. The transcript has 3 exons. The coding region runs from base 714 to 3809 and encodes 1031 amino acids.
AAUAAAUUUUCUCAGGCGGGCGUAGAGCAGAAGUUUUUACAAAAAGUGAUUUUCCAAAUUACCGAGUGCGAUCCAAAAUAAGUGCAAUUUGGACGUAAAGUUCUUCGUCGUAAGGAGCAACUUGAGUUUGCUGCAUCUGCACUAGCCCAACAGUGAAAUUUCGUUUUUCAAUGAUGUUCCUUUUUUCAACUACAUUCGGGUUUCGACAUUAAGGUGGCUCCCCUUCGAAGUGUGUGUACGUACGGUGCAUUUCGGUGGCUACUGCUGUGUAUGGAGCGCUAGUGCUCUGACUAGAUUGUAGAAAGUGCAUGGAUGUGUGGGGUUCCUUCAAACCAGUGAAGGCAAAAAGUACCAUCUCUGAGUGGUAAAAUGUAAACAUGGCCGAUUGACAUGAGCUUGAAAAGACGGAAAUGAAAAUAUUUCAAUCCAUUGGAAAACAUUUUUAAUCGAAUUGAAAAAAGCCCGAAACGAUCCCAAAAAUAACGCGAAUUAGUGUUGUGUGUGUUUCGACCGAACAGAAACAGCAGCAAAAAUCGUGCAAUAUUGUUACCGCACAAGGAAACAGUAAACUAGCCAGUUCGAGACCAUAGCCAGAAUUCCCCGACAAUCUGAUGAAAUUCUAGCAAAGUCGCCCGAUUGGCGAGAGGACAUCUAUGCAAAAUGGUCAUCUGUUUGUAUUCCGAUCAAUCGCUAGCCGCAGCAGCUGCUAGAAAAUGAAUCUCGGUCUAUGGGGAUGCUUGGUGCCCUGUGGACUGCAAUACUGGUGCGAGAGUAAAAGCGAUACAUGCAUUACGGAGAUGGGGGCGACGGCAUCGACUGAUUGCCCCGGUGCUGCCGGGGGUCCUGGUGGAGGAGGCAUUCCAGGUUUUACCGGUGCUAUCACAACAGCGGCUGGUGCAACAACGACUACACCGCUCACAUCAGCCGGCAAUGGUGGAGCAUAUGGUCCAAUUGGUGGACUGGGAGGAGGGGGUGUUAUUGUUCGCGAGCGACGGAAGAAGGUAACCGGAUUUGCCACACUGAAAAAGAAACUUAUACGCCGGAGAAGGUCAUCCAAGGCAUGCGAUCAUGGGCGUGUACUGCGCGAAUUCGUAUCUAGCUGGAGUCCAAUGGAACUGUCAGCACUGCUCGAAGAAUAUGAAUCAUUAGCAGCAUUGAAGGACCUUUCGGUGCAAGCCGAAUUGGCACGACCACCAGCAACGACAUUCAAGCAAGAUCUCGCCAGUUUGUACGAUUACAAACAUUGCACCGACUGUGAUCUGGUGUUCCGGGGAACGGUCUUCCCGGUACACCGAGCCCUGUUAUCCGCGCGAUGUCCUUACUUUCGAGAUCUUCUCGCAGGCUGUCCAGGUUACGGAGCGCGUAUUUGUCUAGAGCUACGAUCCUCACCAGUAGACGUUCCGAUGUUCUCGUCUCUGCUGAGAUAUCUGUAUACAGGAGAUUUAUGUACACACGAUCCGACCAUAGAUGUAAGCCUGUUGCGUAGAUUAGGAGAAGACUUCGGCACACCGAAUCCGUUAGAAAAUGAUUUGCGCUAUUUGCUCGAGACGGGUGAUUACGCAGAUGCCGCCAUAGUGUUCACCUCCGAAGGUGGUGAUUACCAUCGGCCCGAUUCCGGUAGCUCGGAGUACGGCUUUCGCCCCAAACUGGAGUUACCUUGCCACAAAGCAAUCCUCAGUGCACGGUCUCCGUUUUUCAAGAAUAUGAUCCAGCGACGGACUCGCAAUGUGAAUGAAGAACAUCAAUUACAUGGAACGGACCGUUCAAUACAUGUACCAACCAGGAUCGUUUUGGAUGAGAGUGUAAUUCCGAAACGUUACGCACGUGUUCUCUUACAUGCUAUUUACUUGGAUACGGUUGAUCUUUCCUUGAUAUUGCGUGGAAAUGGAUGCGGAAGCGGAGCUGGCAGUCUUGGGGAGGUACAAGCACUUACGCACACUGGACGAGCUCGGCCAUCGCCGUUGGAGGAAGCCAUGGAACUUUAUCAGAUUGGACGGUUCCUUGAGCUCGACAUCUUGGCGCAAGGGUGCGAAGAUUUAAUACUAGAGUGGCUUUCACUGGACACUUUGGCUACAGUACUUCGUUGGGGAAGUCAACCGCAUGGUUCAGCUUGGGUAUAUAGGCAAGCUUGCCAUUACUUACGUGAGGAAUUUUCCGCUAUUGUAGGAUCGCCGGUUCUCUUUCAGCUAGAUAAAUCACAAUUGAUCGAAGCAUUGCAAAACAAUUUCUUGCAAGCCUCGGAACUGGAAGUUCUACAAGCUGUGUUGAAGUGGGGCGAGCAGGAGCUUAUCCGACGCAUGGAAGAUCGUGAACCGAAUCUUUUAAGUCACACAGCGCACUCGGUUACACGGAAAGGGAUCAAAAAGAGGGAUUUGAGCGACGUAGAGCUGCGAGAGAUUCUUUCGGAACUGCUACCUCAUGUGCGAAUGGAUCACGUGCUACCACCUAGUAACGAAAUACUGAAUCAAGCUAUUCGGCGUGGACUCGUUAGUACCCCGCCAUCGCACAUGAUUGGAGAUGAUCGUGAGAGCCUGCGCAUCAAUGCCUGGAUACGUGGUGGAAAAAAUCAUGGCUUGUUUGUCCGGCCAAGGUUAUUCAUGCCAUAUUACGAGGAAGUCAAAGUGCUGCUGGAGGAUCAUAUUUCCUCGCAGCAGGUUGAAAUGUUGCGGAUGCGACGUUCACGUCACAUGCCAGAUAUUCCGGAUACGCUCUAUAUGGUGUCCAGAUUGAAUAGCAAUACAAGUGGAAACAUUGGAGUCGGUGGAACCGCUGGAGUGGAUGUAGUAGCUGCGGCAGCUGCUUCAAUUCCAGCACCCGAUGCAGCUGCUAUGGAAGCAAUGCAGAAAAGAGAACAAAAGCUUCGACAGUCUCCAAGCUGCCAGCGAGCUUUAAGCCUUCCGCUGUCUAGCCGUCAUGAAAUUAAUCGCCAAAUAAGAUUACGAGUAGUUCGCGAAUUCAACUUUCCCGAUGAGGUAUCUGAGCUACUGGAGAACUCCGGUUGUUACUGCCAGGAUGCAGAUGGUUCAACUCCAAAGGCGCAAGAUAGCAACCUUCAUGCUAGUAAUCAAUCAUUGGAUGAGGACACAACUCCACCACCCUCGCCGGCACUGCCAAGCGAUAUUAUUUCACAAAACGUGGCCUGUUACGGUCGCAAUAUGACAUUCCCCAGACAGCAACCUCAACCGCCGCCCCAAGUGUCUUCACACGGAACUGGUGGAGGACUACAUGUUCCCCAAGGUGGUCUACACGGACCAAACUCAAGCAUGCUAGGAACGCAUCGUCGUCAAGAGCUACCGUCUUUAAUACCGGGCGGAGAUGUUGUUGCUUACCGUUUGUCCGCCCCGGCCGGCGACCAUCAGAACGAAGGUGGUGCCUGUUCGGAAGGGCAUCUAUCCGACAUCAUGCCAGACGUGGCAAUGGCUACAGCGUCCCUUGGGCAGCUGCAACUCGGCGAUAUGCCCGAGAGUUUGCAUCUGGAUCUAGGAGAUGGACCAAGUCACAUGAUCGGAGCUGCUGCAGCUAUGGGUUUACACAAUUUGCCGCAUCAUCGAAUGGCGACUCCGUCGCCCAGCAAUUUCCACCACUAUGUGACCCGAAGCCAUCCAACAUCGUCACAAUCCGGAUCUUCACUAGGUAUUGGCGGUGACGGAAGAGGAGCUGGUGGAAUGGGAGGGGCCUCCGGAUCGUCAAUUGGCCCACAGCAACAACAGUCUUCGGCGUACUCACACCGUUCCAACUCACCGUACACACUGCACCGGGCGAGUCCAGGCCUGCCGCAUAGCUCCUACCAUACCGGCCCUCGGUUAUAGAGACGGCUACAAGUAUUUCCCGAUAAACGCCGUCUGUUUAAGAUGCCAUUCUAAACAACACACACACACACGCGUGCGCGCAUGUAGCGCGUUCCAUUGCGAAUGGCAUUAUGAGUGUUUGAGUAUAAUAUCGCGUGAGUAUGCAUUUUAGUUAAACGAAUUAACUAAAUUCAAAAGUGAGUAUAAGUGGAAUGAAAUACAAACUAAUAAGCAGUAAAAUAAUGAAAGAAUUAAAAAAUAUAUAGAUAUUCGAAUUAGAUAUUAAGUAUUUCAUUAAUUAUUGAACAAACAGAAGGAUCACACGCAAGGAAAACAAGAGAACCCUUUAUAUUCAAGAGAAAAAAAAGCGAGAAAAUUCACAUUGUAGGAACAACAAAACGGAUUAACAAACGGACAGUAAUCAAAAUAAAACUGUACUCCUUCGGGGGAAUGAAUUUAAUUAAAAUGAAACAAACAAACAAAAUAAUAAAAAUAAAAAAUCGAUACUGUACCCGUACACGUGUGAGUGGAGGAUUCAUGUUGUGUUGAUCGCGGAUUCAGAUUUAUCUGACUUUUAUUUUGUGUGUACGAGAAAAAGACAAACGUGAUUGAUAGGUACUGAGCGGCGGAGAAGAAGAAGAAGUUAAUGAUCAUAUUUUACUCCUUUAGCGUGUAGGCGGUGCCUUUAAUUUAUUUUCCUUUAAUUUUAAGACGUUUCUAAGUGGGUCGUAUUAGAUAAACGUUUCCAUGUUAUUUAUUCAUUUUCUAUUCGUUUAAUUUGGUUUCACUUCUCGAUUGGAUGUUCGAUUCGGUUAGGAUCUUAUCUUUCCUGCUAGUUUAUAUAUACACUGUUUGUCGAGUAUAUUAUAGAGUUCUUUUUUGCCGUUUUUCAAGGCAUUAGUUUGUGCUGCGUUACGGAGAACAUGGCAGAAAAUGUCCGUUAUUAAUUUCCUGUUUUCAAAUCUACAUAAAUUCAGAAUACUGUAUCCUGUAUUGAGUUUCACUAUUAUGAUUCUAUAUUCAAGUAAUUUUCCAAUUCGGUAUAAACGACGCUAUAGACAACACACACAAUUUGCGACUGUUGAUAAAACUCGAGCACAGUUUAUCGGCAAAAGCAGUAGAAACUGAUGCAAGUUAGGUAAUUGUGUAAAUCGGAAUGAUGGAAUAAUAAUAUAUCAAGGACAAAUCAUACCCAUACAUUGAACCUCAUUUAAGAGGACCACUACUUCAUUAGUUGUAAUUUAGCGUUUUUCGUUAUUUUGGAUUUACGGUCAAAAUUGAAGUGCAAUGAAUCUCUCUGACUAAUGUAUCAUGGUAUUACGCUACUGUAACAUCAUUAUUGACGUGUCUUCUAGAAAUUGUUGAGUCUAUAUAUUUUUGUUUUUUGAUUUUUGUCCAAUGAGUGGGUGAUUUGUUACACAAAACAAUAGUUUAAAAUGAAAAUUUGAGAUAAAUAAUCAUUCAAAUGGUAAUUUUUUCAUUCGUUAUGAUCCAACACCACAGAGGUCGAACCAAAUGAACGGAAAAAGCAGACGAGACGCUCAGAAUGUUUACACAAAACAAUGGUUUUAGGUAUUUUGGUUCUAUAAAACUGGUUGAAGCCCAGUCUUUUUCGACCGUCGUCCAAUCGACUGGACGUUUUCAAUUAUUCAACACAAGACGUUUUACGAUGAUGUUAUGGUUUAAAAGCUAAGUUGCGCUAAAUUGUUACGUUCCUUAUUCGAUUCUAAAGCUGAUUUACCGGAGUAAAAGUCGAACUCAUACUCACUGCAAAAUGAAAAGAUUUAAAAGUAAAACGAAAUUAAAUAUUAAUCAUGCAAAAAGCUGCCACAAUUUAUUCCCAUAAUGAAGACCGAAAUAGAUCACAAUGCGAAUGCCAGAGGAAAAACAAAACAUAAAUUUGAAUAUAUGAAAGAAAGCUAUUUAACAGCGGAAUAAGCGACACGCAUUUACGGCAUAGCAAAGAUACAAAUGUUCGUAAAUCUGAUAGCAUUUCAGAAAUUGUUUUUCUUUUCGGGACUAGCGAGAAGAUGUUAUGGUCUUCUAUCAUAGUGAGAGAAAACCUAACAUACUAUUUAAUUACCAUUAUAAGAAACAGAAAAAAGUAUAAAUAACAAAAAAACGAUAGUGAAAUGUAAAAAAUACAAAUACACACAGAGAACAGAGAAAUAAUGAUUACAUUCAACAGAAAAAAUGCCAGACAGAUAACUAGACAGUGUCCGAGUUGAGCAAGACAAGACGAACAAUACAAAGGUCGAAGAAGAAAA